AUGGUGGAUAUGAUGGAGUCACCCAAGGUGCGCAUCAACGUCAGCAUGCCAGCUCAGUUCAUAGACCAGCCCGUUUGCUUCGUAGGGAGGCUGGAGAAGAUUCACCCCACUGGGAAAAUGUUUAUUCUUUCAGAUGGAGAAGGAAAAAAUGGAACUAUUGAGUUGAUGGAGCCUCUUGAUGAAGAAAUCUCUGGAAUCGUGGAAGUAGUUGGAAGAGUAACGGCCAAGGCAACCAUUAUGUGUGCAUCUUAUGUCCAGUUUAAAGAAGAUAACCAUCCUUUUGAUCUUGGACUUUACAAUGAAGCUGUGAAAAUUACCCAUGAGUUCCCUCAGUUUUAUCCUUUGGGAGUUGUGCAGUAUGGUUGAACUUGAUGAAUUUUUUAUGAUUGCCAAUGAGCUACAUUGAAGAUUAUUAAAGGAGGCCCCUGAAAUUUAAAGGAGAGAUUCCUGUGAUUUUUAAUACUGUUAUUUGUUCUCUUUUUAAUUUCAUUUACCUAAGGUUAUUAGAUAUUCCAGUAUGCCAUUUUCAACAGAACUGGUUUAUUGACAGUUCUCACCUAAGUCCUCAUAAAGAAUCAUUUCUCUGGCAUAUGGUCAGAUUAGAUGCAAGAAAAAAGCAGCUGGCUGAGUUUAGUUUUCUGUUUUAUUAAUAAAAGUUUAAAUGAUACAAAAAAAA
Molecule: messenger RNA, 676 nt
Organism: Balaenoptera ricei (Rice's whale)
Lineage: Eukaryota; Metazoa; Chordata; Mammalia; Artiodactyla; Balaenopteridae
Product: replication protein A 14 kDa subunit-like
Exons: 1
Coding region: 1-366 (121 amino acids)
Biological process (GO): base-excision repair; double-strand break repair via homologous recombination; mismatch repair
Cellular component (GO): site of double-strand break; nucleus; DNA replication factor A complex
Molecular function (GO): single-stranded DNA binding; damaged DNA binding
Source: RefSeq, a predicted model, not a curated record